Molecule: messenger RNA, 1416 nt
Organism: Prorocentrum cordatum
Lineage: Eukaryota; Dinophyceae; Prorocentrales; Prorocentraceae
Source: the annotation of a GenBank genome assembly
AGCCGCCGCCGCGGGCUCCCGGGAUGCACAAGCUGCAGCGCGCUCCCGGGGGGCAGUGCGAGCGCGAGCUUCUGCAUGGCGUGGUGCUCCGCCGGUUUGGGCCCACCGCGCCCCGGUGUGGCACGCCAGCUGCUGCCCCGCCUCCCGGCACCAACGUCCGCGCAGCGGAGCGACGCGCUGUCCCCUCGCAGGGCAAGUCGCGUGGCGCAGGGGCCGCUGGAGCGGCGCGCCGUGCAAGAGGCCGUGGCGCGCGCGGCGGGGUCCCACCCGCGGCUCCUGGAGCUCCACGUGGACUACAACGGCAUCGGCGAGCAGGGUGCGGCCGCGCUGCUGCGGGCGCUCGCCGCCAACGCGGCCCUCGCCAGCCUGUGGUCCCACGGCAACGCCUUCGGCGAGGGCGCCGCGGCGCUGCUGGGCGCCGCGCUGCAGGGCAGGUCUGCGCCUGCCGCGCCUGCGCACAGGCCUGCGCCGGCGCCGGGGCAGGGCGGCGGUGCUGCGGCGGCGCCGGGCGGUUGCGGGGCGCAGAUCUUAGGGGACGCCGGCGGGGACACGGUGGACUUCGGCUGCCAGGCGGGCUCGUGCAGGUUCGCGGACCGCGUCGCCGAGCUGUCCAUCCGCGAGUACCUCGCCCGCUGCGGCGCGCACGCGGCCGGCGCCCGGGGGCAGGUGGUGCUCGCCGCCAUGCUGACCCACGACCCCGCCAGCGACGACAGCCUCUCCGUGGUGUCGCUCGGCGUGGGCACCAAGUUCAUGCCGCGGGACGCGGUGCGCGCCGACGGCCGCUGCCGCGCGCGCGUGCGCGACUCCCACGCCGAGGUGCUGGCCCGCAGGGGGCUCCUGCGCUACCUCUACGCGGAGCUGGCCGCGCAGGCGUCCGGCGCGCCCAGGCCGUCGCCGCUGGCGGCGGCGCCGGAGGCGGACCUCGAAGAGGGAGCCCUCCAGGGCCGGCUCUUUCGCCUGCGGGAGGGGGUCACGCUCCACCUCUACGUGAGCACGGCGCCCUGCGGGUGGGCGAGCGCGGGGGCGGCGGAGCGCAGGGCCGCCGCGUCCGCGCGGGACCUCGGCGCGGACGAGUUCCCGGCGCCGCCCCUGCUGGAGCCCGGCGCGGCCGCGCCGCUCGCCAAGGGCUCGGGGGACCCGGACGCCCCCCCCGGCUGCGUGCGCCUGCCGAGCGUGGCGGCGGCGGCCGGCGUGCCAGGCGUGAGCCUGUGCUGCAGCGACAAGGUGGCCCGCUGGCAGACCCUGGGGCUGCAGGGCGCCCUGCUGUCGCAGUUCCUGCCCGCCCCGCUGCGCCUGACACCGUCACCAUCGGGCGCAAGUUCGGCCAGGCGCGCUGCGAGCGGGCCCUGUGCGGCGGGCCGGGCGCCCGGCCCGUGGCGGUGCUGAGGGCGGGCCCCAGCCUGGAGGCCGCGCUGG